CCUGACACCCCUCCAACUCACACGACCUUCCCACCUUUCACCAUACCAUUCACUCUCCAAAGCCGUGGAUUCUUUCUGUUCUUUAUAAACACCUAGAUUGUUCUGCUUCUUCAGUGCAGUCUCUCUCACAUUUCCGAAUCUGCUUCUGCAUUCUCUCGCAAUCCGCAUUCGAAUCAGGCUCCCUUUGUUUCUCCACCACCGCAAUCACGAUGCCUCUCUUCAACGUCACUCUCAAAGAAAACGCUUCUCCCGAAGAGCUCAACAAGGCCAAGGAGAAGGCCAAGGCCGAUGGAGGAGAGAUCAAGCACGAAUUUACCCUGAUCAAGGGCUUCACUGUCGAGUUCCCUGAUGACAAAGUCGGCGUCCUCCAGACCAACGAGCACAUCCACGUCGAGCAGGACAGCGAGGUCAAGACCCAAUGAUCGGGCCGGGCAGUCUGAACAUCCAAGGGGAUUGACUGGGGGUUUUUACAAUGGACUCUUCAGCAAACUUUCAAUUCACGAGCUUGAUGUUAUACCAAUCCGACUUUCAUGAGCUUGAUGAGAACGUUGUCACGACUGCAAUGGACAUCCGCGGUAUACAAUCCCAGAAACUUGAAAGGUCAAAGAACGCACGGGUCUGAAUCGGGGUUUGGUGGACACGACUUGAACCGGACAUCAUGGGCUAAGAUGACACAAUAAAACCAUAUUGAAUCACGUCCCUGUACAUCUGCCCGCUCUAAAAAUCCGUAGCCCUCCCG
Messenger RNA from Cladophialophora immunda, 739 nucleotides. RefSeq lists its product as uncharacterized. The record is from RefSeq and is a predicted model, not a curated record. Lineage: Eukaryota; Fungi; Ascomycota; Eurotiomycetes; Chaetothyriales; Herpotrichiellaceae. Bases 210 to 422 code for a protein of 70 amino acids. Gene Ontology annotation, biological process: vacuole fusion, non-autophagic. Gene Ontology annotation, molecular function: endopeptidase inhibitor activity. The transcript has 3 exons.